Biomphalaria glabrata is the source of this 5161-nucleotide messenger RNA. Its product is annotated as kelch repeat and BTB domain-containing protein 8-like. Gene Ontology annotation, molecular function: protein binding. The coding region runs from base 1452 to 3320 and encodes 622 amino acids. The transcript is spliced from 12 exons. The record is from RefSeq and is a predicted model, not a curated record. Lineage: Eukaryota; Metazoa; Mollusca; Gastropoda; Planorbidae.
UUAAAUUCUAACUAAUUAGUAUACUGAAAUAUCAUAUUCAUAACAAAAAAGGUAAUUUCAACUUAGUUUUAAAACCAGGUGUAAUGUAAGCUUAAAGGUUACGCACAGACUAAUCUAUUUUCCAACAGGUCUUAGAUCUAGAAGUCAUUUAAGUCUAAGUUCUAAAUUCUAGACCUUCUUAGUUCUCUAUCAAUUCUAGAAAUCGACUGACUAUAUUGUAGAUCUACCAGACUUCUAAUACUAUACACUAGACUGUGACUAGACCAGAGUUUCUCAAACUUUUCUGACCCAGGGUCCCUUUUAUAUUAAUUAUAUAUAAGUCAAAACUUCCCACAGACCUCUAAGUGAAAAAGGUACAUUAAAUGCAUAUUAUAUAUAUAUGUAACAAAAAAAAACAACACAUUUUUUUGAAAGGAGUGUAUGUUGAGAUUAUAAAUAAGUAUUGUUUAAUAUUAGUUCACCAGACGUCCCGAUUUGGAGCGUCUGUCACGCUUUUCAUAUAAUGUCUGAGCCAAUGUCUCACUUUCAUCAAAAAGUCAAAUAAAUAUAAAAUAUAUGCUUUUAUUUAAAAAUCUUUAUUAAUCUUUUGAAUUAUAGCUUCAAACUUACCGCCUAAAUGCAUUUUCUUCUAAAACCUUAUUUCAUGUUCUCUGCUUUGCAGACUCCUGAUUAGAGGCAUGAGUAGUGCUUUUACCUUACAGCAUCCUGCAUUCUUCUCAGAAAAUGAUAUCAGCACUUUUAAUUUCAACUGUUGUGUUGUCAUUCCGCAGGUUUUUCACUGAUUCUAUUAAUCAGUUCAAGCAUACAGACUUUCUUGGUUUAGCUUUCCUUUUUGCUAAAGUUGGUGACAGGGUAACUGGAGACAAAUUGAACAUCGAAGUUCAUAGGGACUUACAAGCAGACUUCCCAUUUAUAUAGAGCAAGAAAAAUUAAUAACCACAGUAAAGUGUGAUGUGAGAAAUGUAGAUAAGUUUUCUGUCACACAUGCAAAUGUAUAUUGUAAUAAAUUUCAAUUGGAAGCUUCUAGUAAGCCCCCAUUAAGAUACUUCUACGAUGUGAGAAAUGUAGAUAACAGUUUUCUGUCACACAUGCAAAUGUAUAUUGUAAUAAAUUUCAUUUGGAAGCUUCUAGUAAGCCCCUAUUAAGAUACUUCUCCUAUAAUUAAAUAUCUUUGCAACAUUCAGUGAAACUUGCAAUUAUAUAAAGGUACUUUUGGCAAUCUGGAGGCAGUGUGGCUGUGCGGUAAAGCGCUUGGCUGCUGAACCGGUUAGAAUCCUGGUGAAGACUGGGAAUUUUAAUUUUGGGAUUUUUUGGCACCUCUGAGCUGAGUCCACCCAGCUCUAAUGGGUACCUGACAAUAGUUGGGAAAAAGUAAAGAUUUCCGUGUUAUGUGGGACAGCAUUUUAAUGAAGUGAUCCACAUCAGAAUCCUACUACCAGCUUUUUUCCGUAAUGAGUUGCAGGUUUAAGAAAAUUGAUAUAAAAAUGACAGACUGCAGUUUAUCACCGAAUAGUGAUAAUUCCUCUUUAGGGGAAGACAUGUUCCAUGACGAAGCUAGGGCUACCAAUUUGUUAACUGGCUUCUCACAGCUUUAUAAAAACAAACAAUUUGUGGAUGUAUCCUUAAGAGCAGAACAAAGUGAGUUCCCCUGUCACAAAAAUGUACUGGCAGCAUCUAGCCCUUAUUUCCUUGUCAUGUUUUCCACCAGUUUAGCAGAGGGACAACAGAAUUGUAUAACUCUUCAAGACAUGGAAGCUAGAACUCUUGAACUGGUUCUUGAAUACAUCUAUAAUGGUCAGGUUAGCUUGACAGAAGACACAGUCCAGAAUUUGUUGUCAGCAGCCAACCUUUUUCAACUGAUACCACUGCGUGACGGCUGCGCAGAGUUCAUGAUGAGUCAUGUGACUGUCUCUAAUUGUAUUGGUGUUUUCUUUUUCGCCAAGGCCCACCAGUGCAAUGUUCUGGCUCUCAAAGCAAAAGAAAUUAUCAACAAUAAGUUUCCAUUGCUGUGCAAACAACAGGAAUUUUUGUCUCUCCCUGUUGAUAAGUUAGUUGAGAUUGUCAGUGAUGAUGACCUGAAUGUCACAACAGAGGAGACCGUCUAUGAGGCUUGCAUGGCUUGGGUGGGUGAAGACCAAGAGACCAGAAAGUCACAUCUAGUCGAGGUGAUGAACUGUGUUCGUUUUGCCAACAUCAGCUCCUACUACUUCUGUGACAAGAUAGACACUUGCCCUCUGCUGCAGGAGAACAGUGAACUGCGAUGUCUGCUGGACACCAUCAGAUGUUACCACAUGUUGAAGAAUCGCCAACAAGAGAUGGAUGUAAAAUUAAUGCCACGUCGGGGGAUGGUCUAUGAACGUGGAGUGAUGAUUAUUGCUAACCCCUACACAGAGGAUGUCUUGAAGAAGUACAACAGUAUGGAGAUGCUGCUACCCAAGACAGGAGAAGUCAUCCACAUUUGUAAACUCCCUCAAAGUCUGUAUACACCAGGUGUAGCUUCCACAGGUGAUAACCAAAUUUAUCUGGCUGGGGGAGCCAUUAGGAAAAUCAACUACCGUGGCUCCAUCACAACCGAAGGUGUCUCAAACAAUGUUUAUGUAUUUGAUCAAAGUGAAGCAACAUGGCAACCUAAAGCUAAAAUGCAAAUGUCAAGGUCACAGUUUUCACUCAUCAUAGUAGAUGGACAUGUGUAUGCCGUAGGUGGCCAGGAUGGUAGUGAAAUUCUAAUGACUGUAGAGAAGUAUGAUGCUCCUACCAACACUUGGACCAUGGUUCAUUCCUUGCCACGACCAUUACGCUUUAUGACAGGAGUCAGCUACAAAGGCAAACUGUACAUUUUCGGAGGGGAGACAAAAACAGAAGUCAGUAACGGGGCUUUAAGAUAUGAUCCUCAAGAAGACACUUGGACAGAGUUACCUCCAAUGAAAACUCCUAGAGUUCUUGCAGGCAGUGUUGUGUUUAAAGAUAAAAUAUACAUUAUAGGUGGUAAUGCUGCUGUGAGUGAGAAAUGGAAGAAAGAAUAUCUGCCUGAACAUUGUGUAACAACAGUGGAAAUAUUUGAUCCAGCCACAGAGAACUGGACUGAUGGACCACCACUGGCCAAUGCUCUUUGUGGUGCUGGGGUUGUGAAAUAUGGAGACACAAUCUUAGUGGUUGGUGGGGAAGAUGACAAAAGCUGGAUGGCUGGAAUCUGCUGGUUGAAACAUGAUGGGGAGGAGCAGACCUGGGUUUGGUCAGAGGGCCAGGAACUGCCAACAGUUAUGUCCACUUUUGGUUGUGUUGUGGCUAACAUACCACAUGAGGUGCUUAAACAGCAGUGAUCUUCUCUCCCUUUGGUCUCUGCUUCUGCAAUGUGGUGCCCAUCUGAUUUGACCAGCCAUCAUCUAUGAUACUGGACAAAAAGCUGUGACAGUCUAAAACUACCAGCACUGGAAUUAUUUUAUUAUUUAUUUAUUUUUGUUUAAAAUUGUUUUAGAAUAUUUGUUAAAAAAAAAAAAAAAAACUUCAAUGACCAAUAAUGUGUUUUUUUUUUCAAAAUUUUGUACUAAUUCUUUAUAGGCUUGGCAUGCAAAAAUGUUAAUUUAUAAUGCUCCCUGUCCCAAUUAACACACACACAAAGAAAAAGCUUUUAAGCUUAUAUAAAUUUAAAUAUUCAGUGAUUGAAGUGACAAAUAGUUUUCAAAAAAAGAAGAGGAUCCCAUUUUUUUUUAAAAUCACUUUACAUUUGCCUCUUAUGUCAUUUAGCAGAACUUCAAAAAUCCCAAUUUUAAACCAUGAAAUGGGAAGGGUAAUUUCGGUAUCCAUUUAAAAAGUAAAUAUUAUAAGACACCUCAAUACUUUGCAUAUCUAUCUAGUUUUAUUUAGCACAAGCCAGUGGCGUAGCUAGGGUGGGGGAAGGGGGAUCCAAAUCUCUGCAUUGCCCCCCCAGGCCUCCCACUGAAAUGUAUAAAUAGAUUUAUAUGUAUGAUCUUUGUAAAUUUAGUUUCUCUUGUUAAAUGCUUUUUUUUAAAUUUUCUUUUGUUGUUGAUGACCUUGUUCUGUCAUGAAGAGACUUAGGUUCAUUUCAUAGAGAUGAGAUGAGCACCUACAUUGUAAAUAGAUAAAUGAGAUGGGGAAAUGCGGGUGGAAACUGUAUUAGUUUGUAUUUAACAGGCAGUGAUAAGAGGAGUGCUGAGGUAAGGGGGGGGGGGUUCUUCUAAGACAGAAGAAAUAACAAUGUGGAAAUUAUGGGCAUUUAUAAAAGCUAAGUCUAUUUUUUAUGAUGUGUAAAAUAAAAACCUGUAAAAAGAUUUAUGAGAUAACAUGAACUUUUGCCUUUUUUUUUCUAUAAGUUUUCAUUCCAUGUGUGUUAAUCAAUGAACAUAUCAAAUCUUUUUUACUAAUGGCCUCAUCUGGUCAAUCACUGCACUGCCAAUCACUACAUUGCCAAUCUCUGCAGUGUCAAUCACUGCACUGUCAAUCUCUGCACUGCCAAUCACUGCACUGCCAUUCCAUGCAUUGCCAAUCACUGUGCUGCCAAUCUCUGCAUUGCCAAUUACUGUGCUGUCAAUCACUGCGCUGUCAAUCACUGCAUUGCCAAUCUCUGUGCUGCCAAUCACUGCACUAUCAAUCACUGCACUGUUAAUCUCUGCAUUGCCAAUCUCUGUGCUGCCAAUCACUGCACUAUCAAUCACUGCACUGUUAAUCUCUGCAUUGCCAUUCCCUGCAUUGCCAAUCACUGCACUAUCAAUCACUGCACUAUCAAUCACUGCACUAUCAAUCACUGCACUGUUAAUCUCUGCACUGCCAAUCUCUGCAUUGCCUAUCACUGCGCUGCCAAUCACUGUGCUGUCAACCACUGCACUGCCAAUCACUGCACUGUCAAUCGAUUUAAUUGAUAGACAUUUUAUGUUCAAUGUGAUGAUGAGUUGUGAAACUAUGCAGUUAGUUCAGGAGUGGCACCCAACACUGCUUCUCAGGGCUGGAUAUAGCUUUCAGGCCAUGGUUAGGGCAUCAUUGGGUUAGCCUUUUUGUGAAACUUAUUUCAGUUAUUCUUUAAAUGACUGUAUCUCGCUCUAGGGACUUCAGUUUUUUGCUGUAGCACCAAAACUUGAAGCUCCACUUGUGUUGGGUACUGCUCUAGAAGCUAAGACCUAUGUUUGCUGUAGCACCAAAACUUGAA